AUGAGCCCCCGCCUCUCAGACGAGGAGCGGGUCGCCUUCCUCGCCCUCGACGGCCGAUCUAGCGGCGACGAUGACUUCGACGAGUACAUCGUCAAGACAAACAACAAGCAUGAAAGACUCCCACUGCCAGGGCGGUUACGGUCAUGGCUCUGCUCCAGACCCCGCAUCCUACGGCGCAAUGUCCUUCGAAACCCCUUGGUGACCAUCUUGGUCGCCGUCAAAUACAUCAUAUUAUCUCUGGCCUUCGUGCUCAUCGCGACGCCGAUUCUUAUCCCCUCCUACACGCGAUUACCACCCCACUACCGUGAGCGCGAGGCUGCAUGCAAGGGACCCGACGCCGCCCCCGGCUGUGCCAACCCGUUCCAAGAGAAAAUCUUCAUAUCCGUGAGCUUGUAUGACAAGGGGGGCCACUUGGCCAGCGGGAGAUGGGGCGAACAGGUGCUGGAGCUCAUACAGAUGCUGGGGCCGGAGAACACCUUCCUUUCCAUCUAUGAGAAUGACAGCCCGCUGGGCGAGACGGCGCUGGAGGACUUCAAGCAGCGCGUCCCCUGUAACCACGAGAUAGUCUUCGACCGCGAUGUCUCCCUCAGCGAGUUCGACAACGUGACCCUACCCGACGGGACUGAGCGCAUGAAGCGCCUGUCCUACCUCUCCGAGGUCCGCAACCGCGCCCUGCGGCCUCUCGACCGCUUUCGGACCGACACUGGUGUUGUCAGGUUCGACAAGGUCCUCUUUCUCAACGACGUCCUCUUCCGCACCGUCGACGCCACCCAGCUGCUCUUCAGUACCAACACCGGCGAAGACGGCCGCGCGCACUACCUGAGUGCCUGCGCACUCGACUACGAGAACCCGUUCAAGUUCUACGACCUCUACGCCCAGAGGGACGCCGAGGGGUACUCGAACGGGGUGCCCAUCUUUCCCAUCUUCUCGACGGCCGGGAACGGGUACUCACGCGAGGACAUGAUCAUGCAGAGGGACGCCGUGAGGGUCUCGGGCUGCUGGAGCGGCAUGGUUGCGAUGCAGGCCAAGUACGUGCAGAACCUGCGCGCCGACCUGCCCACACCGACCUUCCAGGACAUCGGCGCCCACGUCGUCGAUCCUGCCCGCCCGACCCCCAUCGAGGCGCCCGUGCGGUUCCGAUACGAGCCCGAGAUCUUCUUCGACGCGUGUGAGUGCUGUCUCUUCCUGGCGGACGUGUCAACCGCCGCGAAGAAAGACAACGCCGCGGAACAGGGCACUUUUGUUAACCCCUACGUGCGCGUUGCGUACGAGGACUCGGUGCUCACGUGGCUGCACCGUGUGAAGCGCUGGGAGCGCCUCUUUAUCAUCCCCCACCGCGUCGUCUCCUGGCUCGCCGGCCUGCCGCGAAACAACCCCUACCGCGAGGUACAAGAGGGCCAGCCCUUUGUCGAGGAGGUCUGGCAGGAGGACCACUGGGAACUGGUCAACAGAACAGGCAGGAGUGGCAUGUUCUGUGCCGUGCGGGAGAUGCAACUUAUCAUCCAGGAGGCGAGGACGGGGGACAAGAACUGGAUGAACUGGCCCAUGCCGCCUGGCCAGCAGCUCGACUUCCCUACUUAG
This is a messenger RNA of Cryphonectria parasitica EP155, 1581 nucleotides long. Its product is annotated as family 69 glycosyltransferase. Bases 1 to 1581 code for a protein of 526 amino acids. NCBI's taxonomy places the organism in Eukaryota, Fungi, Ascomycota, Sordariomycetes, Diaporthales, Cryphonectriaceae. The record is from RefSeq and is a predicted model, not a curated record. The transcript has a single exon.